Penicillium brevicompactum is the source of this 1398-nucleotide messenger RNA. RefSeq names its product tRNA splicing endonuclease subunit SEN2 (gene sen2). NCBI's taxonomy places the organism in Eukaryota, Fungi, Ascomycota, Eurotiomycetes, Eurotiales, Aspergillaceae. Gene Ontology annotation, cellular component: tRNA-intron endonuclease complex. Gene Ontology annotation, molecular function: nucleic acid binding; tRNA-intron lyase activity. The transcript has a single exon. The coding region runs from base 1 to 1398 and encodes 465 amino acids. The record is from RefSeq and is a predicted model, not a curated record. Gene Ontology annotation, biological process: tRNA-type intron splice site recognition and cleavage; tRNA splicing, via endonucleolytic cleavage and ligation.
AUGGCUACCCCAGUAGCCAAGACGGACAAGCCAGUGGCUGCUCCGUCAGGGCCUGCAGGAUCAGGUCGUCCUCGGACCCCCCGUCCUCCUAGGCCCAACUACAGACAAAUUCACCAGUUUCCUCUGCCGGUCAACGUACAUCAUGUUCCUCCUGUAAUUCCUCAUAACCCUCUAUCUCUCAUAAGCGUUGCUCUCUCGUACCUCACGUUCCUUAUCAUGCCGCCUCGUCAAGAAGUCUACUCGGCCUACUUUGACAAGGCCACUUCGUCGAUCCACGUCACGGACGAGAAGUCCAUUAAAGCCCUAUGGGAGAUGGGUUUCUUUGGCAAAGGUAGUCUCAGUCGAAGUGAGCCCAGCUGGCUGGCGCGAGAGAAAAAGCGACGAGGGUUACAUGAUGGCAAGACCAGCGAGGAAAUCACAAGAGCUCGCCGGGAGGAACGUCGUGCGUUGAAGCUAGAGCGUGCUCGUUUGGAAAAACAGGCCAUCGAGGAAACGUUGAAAGCCGAAGCUGCCGCCAGAGAAUCCGGCUCUACCGAAGCCACCGGACAAACCCCAGAGGACAAGGCCGAUGGCACAGCCACCACGGCAGAGAAGAUUUCCUUGAGGAAGCUGAAGGAUGCUAAGAUCUUAGAGGCCCGAGAGGCUCGCCUCGCGGCCCAGGAUGCGGAGGCUGCAAAGAAGACCGAAACAAACGGUAAAUCCGUACGCUUUUCACCACUUGUGCAGAAGAAAGAGUUCUCGUCAAACUCGCCAUCCUCCGAGACUGUUGCCGAGCCAUUAGAUGCCGACGAUUUCCCUAAUGAGGAACACCUUCAACUUUCCAACGAAGAAGCCUUCUUUCUCGCUUACGGCCUCGGUGCAUUACAAGUAUACGAUGCACCCUCGACCUCGACGACUCAAUCUACCUCACCGACCCCCAUACAAGCCCUUCUCCAACAGUUCUGCCACCACUCCUUCCAACCAGCCCGAGAUGGCACCGCCUCCCUUCAACCUGAUGACCCUUUCAUGAUCUCCUACACAGUCUACCACCAUUUCCGAUCCCUGGGCUGGGUCAUCCGAUCAGGUGUGAAAUUCGGCACAGACUACUUGCUCUACAAUCGCGGUCCCGUCUUCUCCCAUGCCGAAUUUGCCGUCGUCGUCAUCCCCUCUUACAGUCACCCCUACUGGUCAGAGACCGAAGAGCGCAAGAACUACACAGCGGAGAAACAGGCGCGGAGCUGGUGGUGGUUACAUUGCGUGAACAGAGUCCAGGCUCAGGUUAUGAAGAGCUUGUGUCUUGUUUAUGUGGAUGUUCCUCCACCUGCUGCUUCCAUUGAUGACGUCGGCGCUUUGUUCGGCCAGUACAAAGUGCGCGAGUUCAUGAUUAAGAGAUGGACUCCCAACAGGACUCGUGAUUGA